Molecule: messenger RNA, 949 nt
Organism: Danio rerio (zebrafish)
Lineage: Eukaryota; Metazoa; Chordata; Actinopteri; Cypriniformes; Danionidae
Source: RefSeq, a predicted model, not a curated record
UUAGUAUGUUUUGAAAUGUCCGCGCAUGCGUAUUCGCAGUGUGAUAAGUCGACAGGGGCAAUGAGGACAAGUGAGUUUGAUUCAUCUGACGAAGAGGAUUUUGGUGAAGAGGAAACGACACCUUUUCAGAUCUCAUGGUUAUCUCUGUCAAUGGUGGAGUGCUCCCAGUCUCUUGGCAUCUGUUCUCUACCUGGGUGCAGAUAUAAAGAAAACAGAAGAAACCUGCAGAAAGAUGUUGCCGAGAUGUGUGAUCAGGGUGUGGAGGAUGUGUUUGUGUUCUGCACCAGAGGAGAGCUGGUGCGCUACAGAGUGCCGUGUCUGCUAGAGGUUUAUUCUCAAAGGGGUCUCAGAGUCCAUCACUUCCCCUUCCCUGACGGUGGAGCUCCAGAGCUUUAUCAGUGCAGCUGCGUUCUGGAGGAGCUCAAGGACUGCCUGCAAAACCAACGCAGAACUGUCAUACAUUGUUAUGGAGGUCUGGGACGCUCUGGGCUGAUUGCUGCAUGUUUGCUGCUGCAGCUCUCUGUGUCCAUGACACCCAGCACAGCUCUGGAGAUCCUGCGGGAGCUGAGAGGAGCCGGAGCCAUUCAGACUGUCAAACAAUACAACUUCCUUCAUGAGUUUCGGGAGAAGUUUGAAGCAUAUCAGGAAACCAAAGAGCGGCUCGCAGAGAGAUCUGUGUCCAGAUGAUCAACCUGACAUCCAGAUGACCUUUAGGGAAAAAUAACAAUUACCUGGUGUUCUUUGCUCUGUGGCUUUCUCUGGUUUGAUCAUGAAUGCUGUUGUUUGCUUUCUGAUAGCACUUUAAAAAUUCUGUAUUUUUAUAAGUCAAACUAUUAAUAAUAAUACUGAGCUUAAUAUAUAACUUAAACUUCGCAAUGAAAUGAUGCUUGUUCACUGAAAUGUGGUUGAAAGUUACAUAAACAAGAUGUUGUCUGAUAGUCCUGGUCAA